CGGGAAAAAAAAAUUGUCUUGUUCCAUUUACAAACUUUAAAAAGUAAUGAUCCUGUUUUAUUGGGCUGAUUUGUUCAGAAAGUUGGCGUUCACUUACCAUAUUGGUACUUCCGGUUCCCGAAAUAAAAAAUUGAAGAGAAAAAAAAAAAAGUAUAAAUACCCAUUUCACUUUUUACAAAACAAAACAAAAAAAAUAUAGAAAAAAUGAAGUUUAUUUUUGCUGCCAUAUACGCUGUCGCUGCAGUUCUUGUUUCUGGUCAAGAAUAUACUGGCCCCGUCUAUGUAACAUCUCCUCUUCCCGGUACAGUUUAUAACGCUGGUAGUGCUGCUGUCAUCAACUGGAUCAACCCUGUUACCGAUGUUAUCAGCAAGAUCAUUUUAGCCCAAGGUAGCGCCACGAACAUUCAACCUCUUAUCACCGUUGCAGAAAACGUCGAUGCUAAACUGGGUACUUACUCAUGGGCUAUCCCUGCCGAUUUUUUACCUGGGGACAACUUUGCUUUUAUUUUGGGUACCGCACCUAACGUCUCUUACACCGGUCAAUUCACUGUCAAAAAUGCAAACGCUGCUCCCGUCACCUCUAGCGCUGUUGCUGCUGCUUCUUCUGGAGCUGCUGCUGCUGCUACUCCUGCCGCUUCUGGCUCUGCCGCUGCUUCUGGUUCUGCUGCCCCCACCGCAUCUCCAUCUAGCUCCGCAGGUAACUCUAACAAGGCCGCUUUGGGUGCCGCUGCUAUCGCAGGUGUUGCUGUCAUGGCUUUGAUCUAAUUUAUACAUGUUUUACAUACUCUUUUUUACUCUGAUCCUUUCAACCUUUGUAUAACUCUUUCACGAUAAAAUUUUUAAUAACAAGAGAUGGUUUUUAUUGCUUGCCAUACUCAGAUAAAUAGCCCGCU
Molecule: messenger RNA, 893 nt
Organism: Mucor mucedo
Lineage: Eukaryota; Fungi; Mucoromycota; Mucoromycetes; Mucorales; Mucoraceae
Exons: 2
Coding region: 205-765 (186 amino acids)
Source: RefSeq, a predicted model, not a curated record